Molecule: messenger RNA, 1873 nt
Organism: Theobroma cacao (cacao)
Lineage: Eukaryota; Viridiplantae; Streptophyta; Magnoliopsida; Malvales; Malvaceae
Source: RefSeq, a predicted model, not a curated record
GAGAGAGAGAGAGAGAGAGAGAGGGAGGAAGUUUAGGUGGCAGAUGAGACGUCGUCGCUGAAAGGGGUUGGUUAAGGGUCUUGGUUUAAGACAAGAUCAGAUCAGUUAUGGCUGCCUGUUCUCUUCUCUUCAGACUGCUUUUAGUUCUUCUCACUUUCUCAGAUUCACCAGCCCAAAUCCUUGGUCUCGGAGUUGGAAUCAACUAUGGCCAAAGAGCAAACAAUCUUCCUUCUCCUUCCCGUGUCGCCUACCUCCUCAGAUCCCUCAAUAUUAGCAGAGUAAAACUGUAUGAUGCAGAUCCGAAUGUUCUUGUUGCCUUCUCCAAUACAAAUGUUGAUUUUAUUAUUGGACUCGGGAACGAGUACCUUCAGAACAUGACUGAUCCUGUCAAAGCUCAAAACUGGGUUCUGCAGCGAGUUCAAGCCCACCUCCCUCAGACCAGGAUCACUUGCAUCACUGUGGGGAAUGAGGUCUUCAAAAGCAAUGAUACUCAGCUAUGGUCGAAUCUCCUCCCAGCAAUGCAAACAGUUUACAGGACUCUUGUUGAUCUUGGCCUUGACAAACAAGUAACUGUCACAAGCGCACAUUCUCUUGAUAUCUUAGGUGUCUCCUAUCCUCCUUCGGCAGGGGCUUUUAGGCAAGAUCUUGGAGAAUAUCUACAUGCAAUUUUGAAUUUUCAUGCUCAGGUCAAGUCACCUUUCUUGAUUAAUGCAUAUCCCUAUUUUGCAUACAAAGAUAACCCGAACGAGGUGCCAAUAGACUACGUGCUUUUCCAGCCUAAUCAAGGGACAGUGGAUUCAAUUACCAAUUUGAAAUAUGAUAAUAUGUUGUAUGCUCAAGUUGAUGCUGUUUAUUCAGCUAUCAAAGCAAUGGGGCAUACGGAUAUUGAAGUCAGGGUUUCUGAGACAGGUUGGCCUUCCAAAGGGGAUGAAAAUGAAGUAGGAGCUACAUCAGAGAAUGCAGGAUUGUAUAAUGGCAAUCUGUUGAAAAGAAUAGAACAGAAACAAGGCACACCGGCAAAACCAAAUGUCCCGAUUGACAUAUAUGUUUUUGCACUUUUUAAUGAGAAUUUAAAGGACGGUCCAACAUCAGAGAGAAACUAUGGACUCUACUACCCUGAUGGCACCCCAGUCUAUAACAUUGGAGUGCAGGGUUAUCUUCCCGAGUUGGUAUAUUCAUCAGAUAGCACAAAAUAUGCAUUAUCUGUCUUCGGUCUACUGAUCUUGGUUAUAGCAUACUUAAUCUCCGCCUGAAAUCAUGUGAAUUUGGCUAGUAAGGGAGGGAUGAUCAUAAGGGAAAACAGUAUUGCGGAGACAUUUCAAAUAACAGAGGAAAUUUGAGUGGGCAGGUGGGUUUCAACUUCAUGGACCAUGCCUUUGAAUUAUGGAGAACUUGCAUCAGCAUAGCCAAUGGAUAAGAUUGACAGAUAGACGAAUUUAUUUGACCAUUCAACCUAGUGACCGCCCUAGCUACAUCAAUUUUCGAUCCUUGGUUGGUUGCACAAUCAAACCUGACAAAAGUUGAAAGGCAAUUGUCUGGGAGACAAAGCACUGAUCCAGCGGAGGAGAGCACCAGUUUAUAAACUUUGGAAAAUGAUUAAGUAUUACCAAAAAAAAAAAAAGCCAAAAACAAUUAGUCACUAACAGAUGAUAGUUUAAUUAGAUAUAGAUUCUUUAAACAAAAAAACAUAAUAAAAGGAGAACUUGGUGAAGAUUUUACAGGGCUUCAGUUAGUUUCAUGUUGUUCUCUGGUGUACUACUAGGGGAAAUGGGAUUCUUAGUUUGGAUACUGAAAUAGAUUGUUUUAGUAUUGUUAUAUGACAUUACACCUUUAUAUCUUUUAGUUAAUUUCAGAAUGUUUCUGAUUUUCUUUC